Hyla sarda is the source of this 7357-nucleotide messenger RNA. It is a transcript of the gene LTBP4, whose product is annotated as latent transforming growth factor beta binding protein 4. The record is from RefSeq and is a predicted model, not a curated record. Gene Ontology annotation, molecular function: calcium ion binding. Lineage: Eukaryota; Metazoa; Chordata; Amphibia; Anura; Hylidae. Bases 1088 to 6763 code for a protein of 1891 amino acids. The transcript is spliced from 35 exons.
ACCUGUAAUCGUGAGCCCCCUUUGAUGGUGCUGAUAGGGUGAGAACAGAGGAGGGGGAUGCGGGCAGAGCUGUCCAGCCAUUGGUGGGCAGUGAAAGCCCCAGUGUAAGGAGAGAAAAAGAAAAAGGACAGAUUUCUGGACUAAGUCUCUGGGAGAGGGAGGACCAGGAGGAAUAAGCAUUAGGAUCUGAUGUUUUCUCUCGGUAGAUUAAAUCCCCUUUACUGACACGUUUCCUCCCUCAGAACUUUUACCAUCAUCCUUUCUUAUUUCUGCAUUCAUUCUUUCCAGGGCUUUUUACAAGUUCACUAGAACUGAAUUCUCCUUCUACAUGAUUCACCUCCUUCCCUGUCUUCUCAUUGUCUGGUAGAACCUUCGCGUUUCACCCAGUUGGGUCUUGUAGUUGGAUCUCCAGGUGUCCAUCUUCUGCAGGUCACCUCUCUUCAGCCUUGAAGUUCUAUCUCUAGUUCUCUCUUCUUUUCAUCCUUCUACAGGUUCUCUUUGUCUUCCUCUUGUCUUCUCCCUUCUUUGAUGUUCAGCCUCUUCAACCUUUUCUUGAGAAUUAACUCUUGUCUUUCCAUCUUAUUGUCUUCGACCUUCGUAAACUCAGUAUUAAGUUGUAUCAGCCUCAACUUUGGAAGUUCUUUUUCGUCUUCUGUGCUUCACCCCGCUCAUCAUCUGUCUUCUCGUAUAUGUCUUUCCUACAUUCUCUGUUAGAUUUGGUUUCAUCCUUGUCUUGAGCUUUAACUCUCUGCAGUCCAUUCUUUUGCUUGCUCUCUCUUCUUGAUCCUUCUCUAGGGUGUUAACUAUUCACAUUCCAUUCUUCUCCUUUGUAUACUUCAGUAUUAACUCUAGACAUUGGCGUAAUCUUUCUGUAUUAACCCUUUCUAGUCAAUUCUUCCACACGUUCUCAAUCUAUUCUUCAGCCUAACACAAAUCCUGUCUUCCUUGCAUUACUACGGAUACAACUGUUCUUGUGUCUUGGAUCUCUCUGCAUUCUUGAUCUGCUAUUCCUGUAAGUUCUCUUUAGCUGUCAUCGUCUUCAUCUUGCUGCCAACCCUUCUCUCUGACUACUGUAUGAAUUUGCACUAUGGCUCCUGUCUCUAUGACCUUACUCCUCUGGUUGGCUGGACAUUCUUGUCUCUGGCACCUGGCACAACAAGCUGAAGGGGACUCAGAUGUUCCAAUAGAAAAUGAUAUAUUGGUUUCUAAGAUCUAUGUAUCACUUCGCGACUCGAAGAAUUCCACAACCCAAUGGAUCAAUAAUAGGACGACUCAUCCCAAUCCUGGUGGGAAUAAGAAGAAACUCAUAUUGAAAAGAGUGACUAAAAAGAGAAAGUCACAUCAGAAAGGACUUCAGGAUGUAAGUUCCAAUCACUGUGGAGAGAAGUGUUGCCCCGGAUGGAGUAUGGCCCCAAAAACUGGCACAUGUACAAGAGCUAUAUGUACCCCAAAAUGUAAAAACAGGGGUGUUUGCAGGAAACCCCAGGAAUGUGUAUGUAAGGUCGGCUUUGAAGGGUCUCAUUGUGAAAGAAGAAGAACGCCACCUCUGACUACCAACCCAACACCUCUUGGAGGGGUGUCUAUUUCUACUCGUCCAUCUGCCAGUAUAAGAAGAGAUGCAGCAGCUAUAGCAGGAGAUCUCGGCUUCGUAACAUUAUCUCCCAUACACUUCAGCUCUCCUCCUCAAACCUCUUUGAGGUCUUCUAUAGACACCAAGGACCCCACCGGCCCUGUGCCCACCAUCACCGCCCUGAAGCCUGGAGACAACCAGAUGGUCAACUAUUCGGCUAAGAACGGCACAUCCCUAAACUGGCAGCCACUGACUGUACAGGAGCUUCAGUCAAUUCUGCAGAGGAAAGGCUUUGCAAAAGAGGACAAGAUGACCGCCUUAUUGGCAAAGCACCUUGAAACGCAAAAGAGCCAGACAACCAAAGAAAGCUGGAAGGAGAGACGUCGGAUACCUAAUAGUAUUCGGACAGCUAGAGGGGAAUACAAUAUUCUGCGACAGAUCCAGACUAAUGCCUCCGGACAGGUGGAGAAGGUGAGAGUGAUGUUCACCCCUAUGAUAUGUCGAGUGCACUGCGUGGGCGACCGAUGCACUAACCAGUGUGAGAAGGGGAACAUGACCACCGUCUACAGUGAUGAAUUGUCCAGGAACAACAGAGAGCAUGGAUUCCGAGCCUUUCUUUGUCCACUACUGUGUCAAAAUGGAGGAAUAUGCAUUAAAAAGGACACGUGCCUCUGCCCCCCAAGCUUCACGGGGAAGUUCUGCCAGAUUCCCGUAUCCACCGGUGAACGGGUUGUUGCGUACACAAUCAGAAACAGUAGCGUGGAACAGAAUGUGAUGAGUAAAUCAUCUGUGUACACAUUACCUCUGUCCAACCAUCAGCCAGAGAAAGACGGAGGAGCAUCCAUUGUUAAAGUCCAUGUACAGCACCCUCCAGAGGCCUCAGUCAACAUCCAUCAGGUGGAACGUGUGGACGGCCGGGAUGGCCUUGCCAAUGCCGACCGUAGGGACUACUCCCGCUGGCAGGAGAACAGGGUCCCUGUGUACAGAGUACAGGCUCAGAGCAGCCCCAGAAUCAAUGGCUACACUGAAAACUCCGGCUAUGGGUACUGCUACAGAGUACUUGAAAAUGGUCAGUGUGGUUCCCCUUUUCCUGGCCUAAGGACUCAGGAGGUCUGCUGCCGGGGGUCUGGAGUGGCCUGGGGUGUCCAUGACUGUACACCCUGCACUGGAGAUGCUUCACUGGGAAGUCUUCCGCAAUCACCUUGCCCUAAGGGUUUUGAAAGAAUCAAUGGAACAUGUAUAGACAUAGACGAGUGUAAGGAUCCGGCUUUGUGUCAGAAUGGCGACUGCACCAACACUAGAGGAAGCUUUUCCUGUCUGUGCAAGGAAGGAUAUCUUCUCGACUCCUCAAGGAGCAGCUGUAUCUCUCAUCAUGUGAUCUCAGAAGCCAAAGGUCCCUGUUUCAGGAUCUUGCGGGACGGGGGUUGUUCCCUUCCGAUCCUUAGGAAUAUCACCAAACAGAUUUGUUGCUGCAGUCGUGUAGGGAAAGCUUGGGGCAAAGGAUGUGAAAGCUGUCCUCCCUUUGGCACAGAUGGAUUCAAAGAGACAUGCCCUGCUGGACCAGGAUACCAUUACUCAGCUUCAGACUUGAGGAUUAACCAUCGCUUUGUUGGUCAAGAUCAGGGAAGAGUUCCUGUCCUGCGUCAGCCUGGAUCCAGAAUUCUGACCACAACUACUUCCGCGCCCCCACACAGACCUGUUACAAGUCGUUUCAGUUUGGAAGAGAGAAGACCGGAGAACGAUCAGACCCGGGGUCGCGUUCCACCACAAAGCCCAGAUAGGACACCGAUACAGAUUAACAGGUCACCUAUUAUUAUACAAAGACUUCUCCCCACUCGGUCACCACCACAAGUGGAACGUGUUGAGACUGGAGUGGAGUCUCCCCCACAAGAAACCAACUUGUGUGAACUGAACCCUCAGAUCUGUGGUCCUGGACGCUGCGAGCCACGUCCGGGCAGCUACACCUGUGUGUGCAACAAUGGAUACUGGUUGAGCACCCAGGGCACCCAUUGUAUAGAUAUGGAUGAAUGUCGACAAAGACCAAGUCCUUGUACCAAUGGGCGCUGUGAAAAUACAGUGGGCAGUUAUCGAUGCGCCUGCUCUGCCGGUUUUAGCACCAACCCACAAGGCACCGAGUGUACAGACAUUGAUGAAUGUAACAGUGGACAACAACUCUGUACCAAUGGGCGAUGUGAAAAUACUCCUGGCAGCUACCGCUGUGUCUGCCCAUCAGGCUUUAGUCUUAAUGCUCAAGGCAACACGUGUGUAGACAUUGAUGAGUGUCGCCUGACUCCCAGACGCCUGUGUUUGAAUGGUCGAUGUGAGAACACCCCUGGAAGUUACCGAUGUGUGUGUCCUGCUGGGUUUACUGCCACCCCUCAGGGCACUGAUUGUCAAGAUAUAGAUGAAUGUCGCCAGACACCACGUCCUUGUGGAUCUGGAAGAUGCCUUAACACUCCUGGCAGUUUCCGCUGUUCUUGUCCAACUGGCUACAGACUGACCCCGCAAGGCAGCGACUGCAUUGAUAUCAAUGAGUGUGAGAAUCCGGGAGCCUGUGCGGGUCAAGAGUGUGUCAACACACCUGGGUCCUUCCAAUGCAGACAAUGCCAGGCUGGAUACAGACUCCAGAACCGCCGCUGUGUGGAUAUCAAUGAGUGCCUGACUGAGUCUUCAUGUGGGCGUAAUGGAAGGUGUAUCAACACUGAUGGCUCUUACCAAUGUGAAUGUGCACCAGGAUUCAGGCUGAGCAGUGACAGAACCCAGUGCACAGAUAUUAAUGAAUGUCUAGAAGGAGACUUCUGUUUCCCUCGUGGCGAGUGCCAGAACACAGAAGGUUCUUACAGAUGUGUAUGUGCGGAGGGAUAUGCUACUUCCCCCGAUGGUUCAUCAUGUGUUGAUAAGGAUGAAUGUCAGACAGGCACCUUCUGCCAAGGAGGGCGCUGCACCAACACAAUGGGAUCCUUCCAAUGCGUUUGUCCAACUGGGUUAAGAGCCAGUCCUGACAACACCAACUGUAUAGAUAUUGAUGAAUGCCAGGAGCGAGGAGCAGCCAUCUGCGGGACACAAACCUGUGAAAAUACACUUGGGUCUUAUAGGUGUAUUGCAUCCUGCGAUAGUGGAUAUAGAGUAACAAGCUCCGGUGACUGUGCAGAUGUCAAUGAAUGUGCAAAUAACUCGACAAUCUGUGGAGACAAUGCAGUUUGUGAGAACCUUAUUGGCUCCUACCGAUGUACAUGCAGCUGGGGUCAUGAGUUGAUUAGCGAGGGCCAGCAUUGCAUAGAUAUAGAUGAGUGUUUGGAAUAUGGAGAUUCAUUAUGUGGAUCAAUGAGAUGUCAGAACACACCAGGAUCCUACAAAUGCAUCAGUGACUGCGAGCCCGGGUAUCAGCUGUCUACGUCUGGAGACUGUACUGAUAUCAACGAAUGUCUAAAUAAGACAGUCUGCGGGGAGCAUGCCUUGUGCCUCAAUCUAGUGGGAGCCUACCAAUGCCUGUGUGACCAGGGCUAUGAGGGGGAGAGGGUCGAUCAGCACUGUGUGGAUGUCGAUGAGUGCAUGACAUUACAAGGAGUAUGCGGCACAGCCCUGUGUGAGAACGUGGAGGGAUCCUUCCUCUGCAUCUGCCCUAACAGCAAUGAAGAGUUCGACCCAAUGUUUGGAAAAUGUAUACGGACACCAUCUGCCGCCCGUCAUGCAUAUCCCAGCAAUACUGCCUUAACCAGGGUAGAGUUUGUGUCUACUCCAGGACUCAAGGAAUGUUAUUACAAUCUGGAAGACCCCAAUGUUUGUGAGAAUGUGCUUUCUAGGAAUGUCAGCCAGGUGGAAUGUUGCUGUACUGUUGGCAAAGGAUGGGGACAAGCAUGCCAAAUCCAGAGAUGCCCCAGCAUGGAAUCUGCCGAAUACCGAAGGCUGUGUCCUUUGGGAGUGGGUUAUAUCACGUCUGCCCAAGAAAGCAAAGAUAUUGAUGAAUGCAAGCUUUUCGGGUCGGAACUGUGCAAAGGAGGUGUAUGUCUUAACAAGGAUCCGCUGUUUGCCUGCUACUGUUCUAAUGGCUACUACUACGAUGUCCAUCACCUGGAGUGUGUAGAUAAUGAUGAAUGCCAGGAGGAAGAAGCAUGUGAGGGAGGGAACUGUAUAAAUACUGUGGGGUCCUAUUUCUGCACAUGUAAUCCCCCCCUGGUCCUGGAUUCAUCGCUGAGGAGAUGCGUCACCAACACAAGCCAGGCUAUAGAAAAUACCGUAGCCUUGUGCUGGAGAACAGUUGGAGCAGACCUGGUGUGUAAGCGCCCCCUAGUGGACAGGCAGACAACAUACACAGAAUGUUGCUGCCUGUACGGGGAAGCCUGGGGCAUGAAUUGCGCACUUUGCCCAGCCAGAGACUCAGAUGAUUUUGAGACUCUCUGCAAUGGCCUGAGAUCUCCCGGAUAUGGCAGCCCAGGACCCCAACCUGUUGACCCUUAUGAAUAUGGAUCAGAAUACGGUCCAGGAUACGGAGUCCCAUAUGGAGCUGACUCUUUCGCUAACCCCGCUCCUGGUAUAGUCAGACCUGGAUAUGAAGCCUACCCUGCACCUCCUGGAAUAGGGUUUGGUUCCCGUCCACAGCCACCCUACGGUCCACGAGACUCUGUGUACAGCCUCCCUCCAUUCGAGUCCCCAGACUUUGAUUCUGAUAUUUCAUAUCCGGAUACAGAUUUAGAUGAGGCCAGACCACCUUUCCGGAGACCAGAAACGUACGAUCCCAGACUGCGACCAUCGCCGCCACGUACCAGACCUAGAAGCCCUGGCUCUACUGGGGUUGGAUUAGAGGAUGGACGAAGGACACAGCCAUGGAGGCCUGGAAGUCCUGAGGCAGAUGGGCUCUCCAGCUGGAGGGGAGGACUGAGAGAAGCAUAUGAUGACCGAUAUGAGCAAUUCGAGGGGCUCCAAGCUGAAGAGUGCGGGAUCCUCAAUGGCUGUGACAAUGGUCGAUGUAUCAGAGUCCCAGAAGGUUAUACCUGUGACUGUUAUGAUGGCUACAGAUUGGACAUGACAAGAAUGGCGUGCGUGGAUAUAAACGAAUGUGAUGAAGCCGAGGAUCUCACUCUGCUGUGUCUGAACGGGCAAUGCCGUAACACUGAGGGAUCCUAUGAGUGCAUCUGUCCCCGCGGCUUCGUCCGGUCCCGACAACACAACUACUGUGUACCCUCCCAGGAAUAAAUUUCCCAGAGUCCAUUCCUUGGAGAACCAAAGACUUCCUGCCAUGGCUAGUCUAUGUCCACAUCAUUGCGUGCGGGCGGAGGGGUGAGGGGGGGCUUGCGUGAAAGACAGGAGGGAGAUAUUUAUUUUUCUGUAUAUAUUGCCAAAUGUUUAAUGGUCUCUUUUAGUGCAGUCAGUCGUGGGCAACCCUUGAGAGUGUUAUAUGGGUAUAAUCUUCAUCUGUGUAUUAUACUUUUUUGGGCAUACGAGGCACAAGUGGCAUUUGCUUAUUUCUUAAAGCACAUUGGGAACGGAAGCAAUGACUCUUUUUUUUUUUUAAUGUUUUUAUGUCAGUAGUUAGAAAGCAUCUAUAGGGUCGGAAUAAGGGUUCAGAAAUGAGAGAGUCCUUCAGAGCAUUGACCUGGAGGUCAUUGAAGCUGAAGGUUAAAGAGGUACUCCAGGGUAGAAAAAUCUAUCCCCUAUCCUAAGUUUCAGAUUGCGGGAGUCUAACUGUUCGAUCCCCCACGAUCUCCCGCGCACGGCACCCUGGCUCCCUGCAUGAAAAGAGAUGCUUUGACACUAGAGAUGAGCGAACUUACAGUAAAUUUGAUUUGU